Molecule: messenger RNA, 943 nt
Organism: Cynoglossus semilaevis (tongue sole)
Lineage: Eukaryota; Metazoa; Chordata; Actinopteri; Pleuronectiformes; Cynoglossidae
Product: granzyme B-like
Exons: 5
Coding region: 80-859 (259 amino acids)
Biological process (GO): proteolysis
Molecular function (GO): serine-type endopeptidase activity
Source: RefSeq, a predicted model, not a curated record
UGUUGGCUACAAAAUGUGGUUCAGGGACACAGUCUGAGUCAAACUGCACACUGACACGCACACUGACGCGGUGACAAUCAUGCACAUAUUCUGCAUUUUGUUGGCUUUUCAGCUCUGCUCCCCAUCUGGACAGACUGAGGAUGGCAUAGUGAAUGGUCAGGUUUCAAAGCCUCAUUCCAGGCCCUACAUGGCUUCACUGCAGUACAGUGGAAAACACAACUGUGGUGGACUCCUUGUUCAGGAGGACUUUGUUCUGACAGCAGCACACUGUAAAAAUGGAAAUCUUGAGUCUACGCAGCCCAUGACGGUGGUACUCGGGGCCCACAACUUAAAACAUAAAGAAAAAAGUCAACAAUCCAUCCAAGUGGCCGCCUUCUAUGCUCAUCCAAAGUACCAUGGAAAGUUUGAUAAUGAUAUUAUGCUACUCAAGCUGGAAAAGAAAGCUCGACUGAACAAGUUUGUGCAGACCAUCAAGUUACCCGUGAAAGACAAGACCAUUCGAGCUAAGGUCGCCUGUGUUGUCGCUGGCUGGGGCCAAAAAGGCAGAAGUGAACCUUCCUCAGAUGUCCUGAAGGAGGCCACAGAGUGGACUCAGUUCAAGGAUGAAUGUGUAUGGAUUUGGAAUAUCUACUUCAACAGCAGUCACAUGAUCUGCACCAGGUUUGACAAAAACAAAGGAGGCCUCUGCCAGGGUGACUCUGGAGGACCGCUAAUCUGUAAGGAUAAACUGGUGGGAAUAACUGCCUUCACGCAUGGAGAAGACUGCAAUAAUUCCAAGUUUCCUCAUGUUUUCACUAGGAUAGGUCACUUUCUUCCAUGGAUCAAGAAAACUUUGCAGAGAGAGAAAAAUGCUGUCUGAGAAAAAGUGGUUUUUCCAUAAUACUCUUUCAAUUUCUCCACAACAUAUAGAUGUCAAGCAAUAAAAUACCAAAAACAAACUGAA